ACCAAAUCAGUCUUCGGAAUCCGCCCACAAAAACCUCCCCUCAUUUUUGGUAUUCUCCGUUUUAGGCUUAGCAGUGGCUGGCGCGAACCUGGCAUUCCCUAAGCGGGAAGUGUGCUGUGAGGAAGAUUGGCUGAGUGUUUCAUCGGCCAUGAACGUGAAGCAGCAUGUCCCGUUACCACCGCCAAUUAAUACGGGGACAGGAACGUGCUUUCCGGGGCGCUAUUCCCCCACCUACAGAAGUGCGGACCCGAUGAGACGGCACUGUAUGGGCAACCCAGGGAAAUUACACGUAGAAGAAUUAUAUGACCAUACCAGGUUCAGUAGUGGAACUCGUUUUGAAUGUGGAAACCUCUUCCCCGCCUUCGACGACGGUCUCGUCGGUCGGCCGGAUGGCUUGACGAUGGACAUAGGGAAGCAUGGUCCUACCGGUGGCCCUAGUCUGCACAUAAAGCAUGACAUGAUGUACGCUCACCAUCCCGGCAUGGGUCCUGGUCAUGCGGCGGCCAACACAAGACCCCACCACAGUCAGAUGGUCCAUUCCGGGAUGGACGCCAUGGACUUGUUGGACCCUAUUUGUCCUUCCUCUCUUCCUCCACUUUCCAUGCCCACAGAGAGCAGUGCCGUCAGUUCUCACCCACAGCUGCAUGGACCCAUCUAUUCACACGGUAUGAACACCAUGAUGGCCACUCACCAUCACCCUCUGGCACCACAUCCUUCCAUGGGCAUGCACGAUGCAGACACCGAUCCCAGAGAGCUGGAAGCUUUCGCCGAGAGAUUCAAACAGCGACGCAUCAAACUUGGCGUGACGCAGGCUGACGUCGGCAAGGCUCUCGCAAAUCUCAAGCUACCCGGUGUCGGUUCCCUGUCCCAGAGCACCAUCUGUAGGUUUGAAUCCCUUACCCUGUCCCAUAAUAACAUGGUGGCCCUUAAACCCAUCCUACAAGCCUGGCUUGAAGCAGCUGAGGCACAGGCCAAGAACAAGAGAAGAGAACCUGACGGUCCAAGCGUGCUGCCUAGCGGCGAGAAAAAAAGAAAGCGAACGUCCAUAGCAGCUCCAGAAAAGCGAUCCUUAGAAGCUUAUUUCGCUGUGCAACCCAGACCUUCAGGGGAGAAAAUAGCUGCCAUAGCCGAAAAAUUAGACCUCAAGAAAAACGUGGUGAGAGUGUGGUUCUGUAAUCAAAGGCAGAAACAGAAACGAAUGAAGUACUCCGCUCAGCAACAUUAGCAUCAUAGCAAAUUUGUACUUUUGCAUGUGAACUGAUUUGUAACCUUCAAUGGAAAAGAGUCAAUGUGCUGAUUCGUAGAGUGGAUCUGAUCCAGUUACGGAGCGGGCCGGGUUGAGUUUCACAUUUUGCGAGCUCUUCGCGAACUUCCACGUGAUUUUCACAUGUUAUCAUAUAUAAUAAUCAAUUCUCACAGUUCAUGUCCAAAGUAGAUACAUCGUUGUAAAUUAAAAUACAAGCUUAGAACAACUUGAAAAAAUCUUUAUAGUUUUCUAGGGCAUGUCUGUUUUUUAACUCAUUUUUUUUUCCUUCUGCCAUCCAGAUCUUGCUAAGCUCAUGCAAUUGUAAGAUAUCAAACAAAAUGAAAAUAUUUCAGUAAUCUGACCUUCAAUUUUAGGCGUGCCCGAUUAUGUAAAAUUAAAAUUAAUUUGCUAAGUUUUCAGAUUAUCUCAACAAAUUGUGACUACAUCCUUGUAGUUGACGAGUAUAUAUAUACAUAUAUAUAGCUAAUAUCAUCUUGUAUUAUAGUUUAACAUGAAUCUCUUGCUCACUUUUCCAUUCAAAUGCGGAAAGUUGCUGAUAUGAUUUCCUAUUUUAUACAACAGAAGCGUAGGCAGCAUUGAGAAUAAUGUGCAAGGUGCACUCUCAAAGCUAACUGAAUGUAAAAAAAUAUACAUUUUUGGAUAAAAAGAAAUCAUUAAUGUAUAUCUUUCUUAUUUAAUAGUUUAUUGCUAAGCUGAAAAGGGAUGGAUUUAGCAUCGAUUACAUUUCUGCAGCUGUAUCCUAUUCUUAUGACUUUAAUUAUUAAUUUAAACUUCAGUGUAGGGUGAUAUUUGACCUACUCCUACAAAUUUACAUAUUAAUGUAAACUUCGAUAUAUAAUUAGCUUUGACCUUCUCGCAUAUGUUUGCAUGAUAAUUUGAACUUUAAUAUAGGUUAAUAUUUAAAAUUAA
Messenger RNA from Argiope bruennichi, 2176 nucleotides. RefSeq names its product inhibitory POU protein-like. The record is from RefSeq and is a predicted model, not a curated record. The transcript has 3 exons. NCBI's taxonomy places the organism in Eukaryota, Metazoa, Arthropoda, Arachnida, Araneae, Araneidae. Gene Ontology annotation, biological process: regulation of transcription by RNA polymerase II. Bases 149 to 1225 code for a protein of 358 amino acids. Gene Ontology annotation, molecular function: DNA-binding transcription factor activity, RNA polymerase II-specific; RNA polymerase II cis-regulatory region sequence-specific DNA binding.